Messenger RNA from Culicoides brevitarsis, 1259 nucleotides. It is a transcript of the gene sds22, whose product is annotated as protein phosphatase 1 regulatory subunit 7. Lineage: Eukaryota; Metazoa; Arthropoda; Insecta; Diptera; Ceratopogonidae. The transcript has a single exon. The coding region runs from base 1 to 1065 and encodes 354 amino acids. The record is from RefSeq and is a predicted model, not a curated record. Gene Ontology annotation, molecular function: protein binding.
AUGAAAACAAAUCGAAUUUCACGACAAGCCGCAAAAAGUGAAUCAUAUCGAAGAAAAAUGUCUGAUACAAAUCUCACAGACGACGCCAAGGCUGAAAAUCUCUCGCGAGACACCACAGAAGAGUCCUCAGCUGUUGUACCUGCUCAAAAUGGCAACACAGAAGAGGCCAAUCAAGUUAUCGUCAAAAUGGAAGAUGUACUCACCAUUGAUCCUGAAGCGACGGAAGUUGAUCUCAACCAUGGGCGCAUCGGAAAAAUCGAAAAUUUGGAGCCUCUCGUCAAUUUAGAAAGACUUUACCUGCGUUGGAACAUGAUCACGAAAAUUGAAAACUUGGAUCAUCUCACAAAGUUGCAGGAGCUCGAGUUGUACGACAACCAAAUCACAGAGCUGGAAAAUUUGGAGAAUCUACGGAGCUUGGAAUGGCUCGAUAUGAGUUUCAAUCGCAUCACGCAACUGAAAGGACUUGAUACUUUGACAAAUUUGAAGAAAUUUUUCAUUUGUUCGAACAAAAUAUCGCAAAUUGAGAAUUUAUCGUCGCUCACGAACUUGACGUUGCUCGAGUUGGGCGACAAUAAGUUGCGAGAAAUUAAAAAUCUUGAUGCUUUAACGAAUUUAACGCAACUCUACUUGGGCAAGAACAAAAUAACAAAAAUCCAAAAUUUGGACAAACUCGUGAAUUUGACGUGUUUGAGCCUCCAAGCGAAUCGAAUCACAAAAAUUGAAAAUUUGGACAAAUUAGUGAACCUUACGGAACUCUAUUUGUCCGAAAAUGGCAUCACCGUGAUCGAAAAUCUCGAUAAUAACAAGCAACUCGAGAUUCUCGACGUUGCCAAGAACCAAAUCAAAACAAUCGAGAAUGUCAGUCAUUUGGAGUGUCUUGAAGAUUUUUGGGCAAAUCACAAUGCAAUCAGCGAUUGGGACAGCGUCGCAGUAUUGAGUGCCAACAAAAAAUUGGCCACUGUCUAUUUGGAGCACAAUCCCAUCUACAACGACGUUCAGUAUCGUGCGAAGGUCAAGCGAGCAAUUCCCUCGUUGACCAAAAUCGAUGCCACGCUAUGCAAAUAAUUGAGCUGGAGAGACAAAAUGAGGCGAAAUACAUUAAAUAAAAUUGAAAAAAAAAUGCAUGUUAACAGAGAGAAGUGACUACCUACCUAACCGAAUAGCGUUUUGUACCCAUCCACGAAAAUAGCAAUAAUACUAAAUAAAUAAAAAAAAAAAUCUAAAAUGUUUCAGUAAAUAAUUGAAGUUUUUUCCAUUUA